This is a messenger RNA of Pomacea canaliculata, 15957 nucleotides long. RefSeq names its product PH and SEC7 domain-containing protein 2-like. Gene Ontology annotation, molecular function: guanyl-nucleotide exchange factor activity; phospholipid binding; protein binding. NCBI's taxonomy places the organism in Eukaryota, Metazoa, Mollusca, Gastropoda, Architaenioglossa, Ampullariidae. Bases 159 to 2918 code for a protein of 919 amino acids. The record is from RefSeq and is a predicted model, not a curated record. Gene Ontology annotation, biological process: regulation of ARF protein signal transduction. The transcript has 12 exons.
CGACGCUGGGAUGAAAGGACACAUGAGAGCGAGACGAGAUGUUGCGAGACCACACAAUGGCGGAAGUCGGCAGAUACCAGUGACAGAGGAACAGUGAUGUUUUGCCCGAGGUGACAUGAAGUCUUGAGCAUCCAUGCACAGUUGUUGGGCACUGGAACAUGGCUAGCAAGACAUCCCCUAGCCCUUCAAGGAUCCCAGUGCCUGUGAGAUCACCAGCAUCAUCCUCACCUAUCCCUCCAUGUUACCCUGUUCGGGAAGUGGGUUCCGAUACAUCUGUCAUCCCUGCAAAGCGUACUGACAACAGAGUGCGAAGCAACAGUGAGAAUGGGAUUGUGGCAGACACUGGAAAGUCAGGGCUUGUGUCUCCUCAGUCAGCAAAGGGUAAAGGUUUUGAAACCUUCCUCAUGACUGGUGACAUGAUCAUAAGAACCACACCACCACAUCAGAAGUCACGGGGCAUGGAGGAAGCUUCAUCUCCUAAGUCCAAAAGAAUUGUUUAUGAUGAUGUAGAGAAGGAAAAUAUGUUUUCCUUGGAGACAUCGUCUAAAGUAAGCACUCCAUCCCAUAAUGAAUCCCAGCUCAUCCCCAUGCCUAAGGCGCCAGUGGCGAGUUUCGAGGAACUCUCUGACAUGUCCCAUUCUUCAUCCUCUGGUGAAUUUGUAGAAACUAUAAGGCCACAUGGCCUGGCUCUAACACCUGAUUCCACAUCACUUCUGGCAGACACUUCACGUCUGGAUGAAGCUAUGGAAACUUUGGGCAAGCUGGAGUCAUCACUGCUGGGGAGCGAGUGCCAUAGUGCCGACAGCACGCUGCAUGAGGCACCAAGUUCUGGGGACAGUGGCGUCCACCAAGACAGUAACAGCUCAGAUUCAGACACUGCUGAAAAGAAGCUUCCCUGUUCAGAAGACAUGGAUGGCAUGAUCCGACUGAUGACCACCAGCAUGAGUGAUGAAAAGAUAGUGACAAGCGCUUCCAAAAGUGAGGCCACCAGGCCACUGGUGCGCACUAGCAAGAGUCACGAGAACUAUCUUCAGUCAGAGGCAGGCAUGGCUUUAGUUGCUAUUGACAUUGACGAUCAGAACUUUGCAUACUCAUUAGAUACACUGACAUAUCAGGACACUAAUUCAGACUCUUCGAAUGAAAAGGUUAGUGAACUGCCACAACAGUCACGAAGCUUGCAGAAUUCCCCAGAAAAAAAGUCUGAUCAUGUGAUAGGUGAGAGAGAGUUCAUUCCUGGAUUCAUUAGCUUAGAAGACUCCAAACCCCAGAAGGGAAGAACCAAGCAAGAUGACGAAUCUGGGAGGCGAUAUGAUGAGAAUGGCUAUGGACAAUCAGGUGAUACAAGUCCCACAUCAGAUAGCAAUGGGUAUGGUGAUAAUGGCUUGUAUGCAGAUGGUGAUGUGGACAUUAUGCAGCUGAGCAUGCGAAGUGAUGAUUCAGAUGCGGAGAGUUUGUAUCAUCAGCCUACCAAAGGGGUGGACCAACCGUCUGCUGCCCGCCUUGCCAAAAGACUUUUUAAUCUGGAGGGCUUUCGCAAGUCGGAUGUAUCUCGACAUUUGUGCAAAAAGAAUGACUUCAGUAACCUUGUGGCUGAGGAGUAUUUGAAGUAUUUUGAUUUCCGGGGAGACAGUCUGGAUAUAUCUCUGCGCAAGUUUCUAAAUAAAUUUUGUCUGACGGGUGAAACACAAGAACGGGAGCGAGUUCUUGCACAUUUCUCUCGUCACUUUAUGGAGUGUAACCCAGGGGCUUUCAAUUCUGAAGAUGCUUGUCAUACCCUCACAUGUGCAAUAAUGCUGCUGAACACAGAUCUUCAUGGGCAGAACUUAGGUAGAAAGAUGACCUGUGCAGACUUCAUAGAGAAUUUGUCAGAGUUAAAUGAUGGUGACAACUUUCCAAAAGAAGUGCUGAAGUCAAUCUAUCAGUCUAUCAAAACAGACCCCAUUGAAUGGGCUGUGGAAGAGAGUUUACCUGAAGGUGAACCUCAGGUAGAUGAGCUGGGGACAGGUCCAUUGCCUGUCUCGAUGCCUUCUCAUGCUCUUAAUGCCAACCCCUUUCUUGAUUUGCCAGACCCUGGUAAGACUGUUGAGUACAGAGAAGGCUAUGUCAUGCGUAAGUGUUGCAUGGAACCUGACAGACGCAAAACACCUCUAGGGAAGCGUGGCUGGAAGAUGGUGUAUGCUGUGCUCCGAGAUCUUAUUUUGUACCAGUACAAAGACGAACACCAGGUCCGCAAAGGACAGUUUGUAGAGAGUGCCCAUAAUGUUGUUCGAAUACAUCAUGCUCUCGCCACUAAAGCAACAGACUACACCAAAAAGCAACAUGUCUUUCGACUCCAGACUGCAGAUUGGGCAGAGUUUCUGUUCCAAACAGGGAGUUCUAGAGAGCUGCAGGAGUGGAUUGACACUAUAAACCUCGUAGCUGCCACAUUGUCAGCACCCCCCUUGCCUGCAGGUGUUGGAUCUCAGGCCCGGUUUCAGCGCCCUCUUAUGCCUUCAUCCUGUACCAAGCUCAGUAUUCACGAGCAGCUAAAAUGUCAUGAGCAGCGAGUGGCUCAGAUGGAGCAGGAAAUGCAGCUUCAUCGUGCAGCUGCCCCUGAGAAAGGUUCCAAAUCUAGUGCCAUCUCAAACUAUAUUGAGAAAGAACACUACCUCGAAUUUGAGCUGAAACGGUUCAAAACAUAUAUUUAUCUGCUGCAAGCCAAAAUAAUGGCACCACCAGAAUUGGAGCCAUCUUUGGUAGAAACAGCCAUUGGUGAAGAUGAGGAGAUCUCCCUUCAUGGUUCUCCUGUUGCCUCAGCACCUAGACCCUACUAUGGACCUAUGUCAUCCAUGGCCAUGGGAACAAGUGCAAGCAUUGGCAAAGGCGCCUUCAGCAAGCCUGUGCAACGCAGCCUUUCAGAUAGAAAUAGAUUUGAGUGAGCAAGCAAGGCACUUAAUCUUAUAUCAGGGACUAUGACAUGCACCUGGUAAAAUAUUAGACUUUCUCUGAGUCUGGAAUGAUACAGAGUCUAGAUGCUAAUUCUUGGCUUUGUGCGUGGGUGAGACUUUACUGGCUUGAUCCAGAUUUCAAGGAGAUUGUUAUCCUGGAUUAUUCAAAGAAUGCAUUGUGACACAGUCUAUAAGUUUCAGACAUUUCAGAGCCAUUAAAAUCCCACCCAUGACUUGCUCGGCACUAUCUUCAAUUUUGUGAUGUGAAGAAAAGGUUGUGUCUGUGGAACCCAUAUGUAGUCUCAGAGACUGUUACUUCUGUUCCUAAAAGUGAGCUUCAACUUAAGCGUUGUGUGCAUGCCUAACAACUGAAACCACCACACUCAUAUUCACUGUAUGUCCAUAGUCUUUUCCAUUAUGUUGCUGAAGCAACAAGUACUAACCAUUAUUUCUUAGGGGGUGGGCAUUUACUCAUUAAGGUAGAUCUAAGAAAAGUUCACCUAUGGAUUCACUGCCAAAAUCAUGUCGUAGGUGACCAAACAAACUGGAGUUUUAUCUGCUUGACUUUCUCAGCUAGUUGGAGCUAGCACUCAAAAUUGCUAUUACCCUGUGGAUGUGUUACUAUCAACUCAGGACUUAGAUGAUUACUUACAUUGGGGAUUAGGGGCAGAUUUUUUUUACAUGUGAACAAUAAAGUAACAGUGUCAUAUUCUAGUUUAAAAGCAAAUGUGUCAGUUUCUUUGACAGUAUGUUUCUAUUACAGAAUAAUGAGAUAUUUUGAAGUUGCUAUCUAAAUAUUUAUUUGGUUUAUUUUUCUUACAAAAUGUUAAUUUACAGAUUGGCUGGGUGGUCAUAGUAGUAAACAUCUAUUCAUACUAUUCUACUAUAUUAUUAAGGGGAUCAGAGAUAUCUCUAAUUAUAGCAGUUCUUGUGAUCUUAGAUUUUAGGACUUUUCGCUGAUUUAUGCAAGACAGAUCUUGAAGUUACGAAUAUCCACUACAUGUGUAAAGGGGGAGAGAGACAUAGGCACAAAUGUGAACACACAUGCUCUCUCUCUAGCUUGCUCACUUACUCUUUGCACCCUGUAAGAAUCUCAGGUAUCAGCAGCAUCAAGUCUAAAGCGCUUGUAGACCAUUUGGUCUUUUUUUUUUUUGUUCUGUGAAGUUGUUAGAUCAUUGCAUUGCAGUGUUCUGGAAUUGGUGUGCUGAAAUUUUCACAUACCAGCUUUAUAUUGUUGCCAUACGCUAAAUGUAUUGAUCCACCUUUGAUCAACAGCAGAAGGCAUUACUUUUAUUCUUAGGUGCAAAUUUGUUUCAUUUAGAAGUCCUUUACUCGGAGAUUGCUUGUUUAUGUCUAUAGUUUUAGGAAUAUAUGUCUGUCGUACUACUGUCAUUAAGUCUUACAGGGGCAAACUGUCUUGGUUCAGUUGCUUUGAGGUUGUUCAUCCACUAUGCUGGCAUGUCCAGUGCAGGCAGCAAAGAAACCAAUAAUAAAAAUGACCACCUUGAUAACAAUCAAUUGAAAGUGUCUUAUUUCUUUAGAUCACAUGCUAACCAAUCUUAUUCUCAGCUUGAACAUUUUUUAAUGGCAUAUACUUCUGCUGGGAGCCUACUACACCUUGUCAUGUCAGACAAUGUAAGAGAUACAUUACACCACAAACCAGUUUGUUUCCUGAAAUUCUAAUGUGGCCUCCUGUCAUAUAUUGUUUUACAUAUAUUGGUUUGUCUCACUCUAAAAGUUAUUUCUUGAUCUUUUGUGGUUUAAUGACACAUUUCAGUUUGGGCUUGACUAGAAGGAGCUAAGUAAAUAAUGCAUGAUAAUUUUUUAAUUAUUACCUUGGAAAAUGGCAUUGAUUAGUGGAAUAGCUUAUCAAAUCCAGAUUAUUGAUCCGUUUACAAAUAAACUAAGGGAACAUAAUAGUGACAGAAAUCUUUUGUGUGGGACCAAAAAUCAUCUAGAUGGUCAUUGGAAUAUUCCUUUGAACUUUUAAAGAAACAGUUAUAUGAAAGAAUGGAUAUAUGCUAGAAAGUCAACCUGACAGUAAACCAUCAGGAGAUAAGCAUAACAUGAAGCUGUUUUGAUGAAUUUAGUGUGCUUUGUAAGACAUAAGCGCUUAAAUACAAAAGGGCUGCAUUCUUUGUCAACAAACCGUAGCUAGCAUUAUGCAGUAGACAGAUAUGACCAAGUAUUUUCAUCAGGGUGACUGAGAAUACAUGUAAACUAACCUGUAAUAUUAAGUGGGUGUCUGUCUAAGGUAAUUAACUACAGCAUGUAGUUAAAGUAGGUGAACAUAUAUAAGCAUUUCAUUUGAACAUAUACAUUGGAGAUGACACUAAAGUUUUCAAUAAAAUAUUGUUUAAUUUAAAGGAAAGAAGUGAGUACUUUAGCAAAAAAUACUCUUGUAUCUUAAAGACGAGAGAGUGGAUAUGUAAAUGGAAUGGUUACAGAGCAAACAGAUUACACAGCAAGAUGUUCUCGUGUAGCUUUCUUAUGAGGUUUUUAGUAAACGCUUUGAAUACCAUGGAGUCUUGAUUAAGUACAAUGUUCAUUAUCUGUUCCUUUUCUCUGUCAUCUGGCCAAUCCCACUUUUCACCUUAUGUUGUGGCAAGAUGCAUCCCUAUGUUAGUCUCGCCAGAGAAGCUGCUGAGUUGACUUUUUUCCCUCUCCUUGCCUCAAAUGUGUCAUUGCCUUUGCAGUUCCACCUCUUUGUGUUGCUGUUGGCAAUUAAAGGUACAUUACAUCUUGAAAUGUUGGUCUGAGAGACAACUGACAGACUUUGUGUGCUUUUCUGGAAUAAGAAAUUUUUUUGGGUGGGAGUUCGCCAAGUGGUCAAGAUGUAAGACAGACUGGACACACUGAUAUUCACACAUGCACACUUGCUUUCAAGUACAUGCAUACGUAUAUUAUGACCCUUGGGUUUACUGUCAAAGAUGAGUGGUUACCUCAGCUUAAUCAUUUUAUUGCGUUUUUGAUUAUCCAAUUUAAUGAAAUGCCAGUUGAAGGUUAGUAUCAUUUCUGGUCAGUUUAUGGUGGAUAAAUACUAGCUAAACAGUUUUCUUGGAUCCAUGAACAUAAGAGCUUUUGGUGGCCUUUUAAAACUGUGGGCUAUUUUUAUUUUCUUAGUAGAAAUAGUGAUAAAGAGUACAGAUUGUCUUUAGAGCUCUGUGUCUUCUCUAAUUCUUAAAGAUAACAAAAAUAACUGACAGUGGACAUACAUGUCAUGGAUUAUUAUUUUCAAACCUGUCUGCAUCACACAUAUGUACACACAUCUUGGAUUAUUAAUUAUAACUUUCAAACCUGUGUAGAUCUUCUCUCUUUAUGUUGGUAACCACAACUCUUGCAAGAUUUUGUGUUGGAGCUGUAGUGAGGUAAUAAGGAAGGACCUAAAAUAACUGCAAAGACAAAUGUUUUUAAUACGCUGGUAGCUUGCUUUUGUAAUAUACAUUGAAGAAUGAUAAUAGUGUCUUAGUUUAGGAAAACUAAAUUUAAUCAAGUCUUGGCCUAGACUGUUGAAUCAGAAGUGGCAAGUUUCCUUAAAUGGGACAUAUUUCCAGAAGUUUCAUUUCUCAGUGAACUCAAUGAAGACAUGGCUAAGGAUACAAAUACAGAGUGCCAUGCUCAGAGGAAAAGGACAAUUUCUGAUAUUUUGUCUGUUUUCUCCCUUUUUUCGCAGCAAAGAAAUGGUUUUAUAUAUAUAGCUUAUAUGAGUUCAGAUUUUGUGUGUGACUGAUGCUAGGCAUAUGUAUAAUCAUUAAUACUAUGGUAGAAGAUGCCUUAGAAAACUCUAAAGACCUGACAGCUGUGGAUGACAUUAUAACAAUGAUCAUCUAUGUAAUUGUCAGCAGCUGCAACUGUGGGCAGUACUUGUUAAAUUUACAUCAUGCAGCUGGAUUGCUUGACAUUGGCCAUCAUUGUCAGUACAACUACCUAAUGGAGGACACAUUUCAUCCCUCCCCUAACCCCCAAUCCCCUUCCCCUAUCAUUCUUUUCAUGACAUGAAAAGUUGUGCUGCUUUGUUAGGACUGGAACAAAUUAGCUGCAUUUAUCUUAUGGUUUGGUUCUUUUGUUUUUGAAUUGUGCAUAAUUUCACAAGGAAACAGCAAAUCUGGGCUGUUCUAUCCAAAGGGCAAUGAUGCGUUUCUUAUUAAGAAAACCAUUUAACUGUUAUGUGAACAUUGUAUAUGAAUUUUUCUGACCAAAGUAGCCCAUAGUCUGCUCUUUUGCAAAAGCAGUUUGAGAUGGAUUGAGGGAUGGGAGCAGAGGCCAGGAUGUGUAGGAGUGCGCUGACUUUCUUGUGAACAAUCAUCAAUUGAUGCUAGUCUCUUGUUUUGGUGCCGAGGUUACAUUUGUUACUUGAGAGGGUGAGGACGGUGGAUGGAGAGUUACAAGAAAACUGCAUUUAAGAACUGAAUUGCACGUCUUUAAGUCAUGUUUAUAUGUUAAUUGUGAUACUAUAGUUGCAUGCAUACUUUUUGUCAGCAUAAUUUAAAAUGAUGUUUCUUUGUUAGCUGUUAUUGCUGUUCUUUGCUCUGUUGUUUUACAAAUGCAUUCCCCAUAUAUCUCUCAUUUUUACUUGGAGUUCUGGCUGGUAUAUAAAUUUAUUAAAAUCAGCAAUAAUGUAUGUUACCCUACCAUGUCUGUAUAUAUUUUCUUCACACACAUACACAAAAAUACAUUUAGAUUUGAGUUUAAUGUAUUUCAUUUACUUAUAAUAGUAUCAGUUCAAACUGAAUGUCUUUUUUUCCAGUUUCAGGGAUGGGAAUCGGUUUUAGUUAAAGUUUUAUGGGCUUGUUUCAAGAGAUUGUUUGAUUUAAAUGGAAAUAAUUUCUGGAUUUUAAAAUACCCUGGCGUGCAAAGUGAAUUUCUAGAUUGAAAUAAAUUCAUUAGUAUUUUCUUUGCAAGACAAGUACUGAGAAAUCUCCCUUAUCAUGGCUGCUUGGCUUGCAUAACGCUAAAAUAUUUGUCUUGGGGAAUGAGUUCAACUUGCUCAAGACUAAAAAUUUUAUAUUCACUGUACAGCAUUUCUUGGCUGGCAUGAUAAAAGUACCAAUAGCCUCUACAGGCCUUAUGUCACUGUCAUUCUGCUAUGGGCACUUUCUGUUGUGUUUUACUGUGAACUUUGUGCUUUAUGUUUCAUUUCUCGUCCAUCAGACAAGAAGUUAACACUACUCCUGGUAGGACAAAGGCACUUCUUUAGCACAGCAUCACUUACACUUAGCUCUGGUGAUUUUGUUUGUGUUUCGCUGAUUGCCAGCACACAUCUGCUUUCUCUGUGAUCACUUAGCAUGAAACAGAAGUGUAUGGAGCAUCAAGAGAAAGUAAAGAUUUUAGUUCUUUUUAAAUCCAGAAGGGGGGUGGGUGCCUGAGUGGUCAUUAUCAUUACUGCUCAUGAUAACCAACCUUGUAAUUUACAGCACAUCUAAAGCAUAUCAGAUUCUACAGCUGACAGUAGGGAUUGCCAAAGAUAUAAGGGUUGGUGUUCAGCAUGUACUUGUUUGGUGUGGAAACAGGGCUAUUGUUGAAUUGACCAUUCCUUCCUUUAUGUUCCUUAUUUAUUAUUUGUGCCAGAGACAAAAACAUCUGAGAGAGGGGGGGACAGAGGCACACACAGGAGAGAAAAAGAAGGGAGGAAGGAGCAGAAGUUGAAGGGAGAGGGGGGAAUAGAAGCUUUGGAUGAGCAUUUUCAAAGAUUGAGAUUUACAGCAUAGACAUUGUAUUUCCAACUAAAAAGUGGCAGAUUAAUUUUUUUUUUUUUAGUCUUCUCUCUUGCAUUUGUGGGGAAUGCUAUGCUGCAUAGGUGGGUUUUUUUGUUUGUUUUUUUCUUCAGUGUUGUCAGAAUUAUUGAUAUUUUGUGUUUGGUAGAUUUCUUUUUAUGCAUGUGUUUUUAAAAAACUACACUGCACAUUGAUAAUUGUAUUGACUGGCAAAGGAGUUAAUGAUUUGUUCUGUAUUAUUACAGUUUAAAGUAAGUGGAGGUUCAGUUUAUUUGAUUUAGAUGUUAAUUGUGGACAAAGUGUUGUUAGAAUUUUGUUAUUUUCUUCCUUGUGAAAACAAACAACACUGGUGUCUUUAUAAUUUUCUUACAGCUAAACAGAAAUAGAUUGCCUGUGCAUGGUAGUAUAGAUUUAGAUUGGGUUUUUGCCAAGUUCCUCACUGGGAUUAAUUUUUUCAAACAAACCUGUGAUUGCCACUAAAAAUGUUGAGUUUUCAUUUCCCAUUUGUGUUGAUUAACGUCAUGGUCUUGAAGCAGCUAUUAACAUUGUUUAUUGAAUGUUCGCUCUUGACCAGUUAUACAGACCCUGCGGUCUUCAUUGUUGUCAUGGUAUUGCUAUAACUAGUGUUUUAUUGUGAGGACAGCUGAUCAAUUAAAAUUAGUCACACAUCACUUAUUUAUGUAUUAAUCUUCUGGAACAAGGUGUUUACACCUUAAGUGAGUACCUAGCAGGUUUGCAUGUGCUUAACAGAAAAACGAGGCCUGGAAAGUGUUGAGCUUAGUGGUUGCUGUCUUGGUCUGACCAUGGUGUUAAAGAUGCCUUGAACACAGUGGCACUUUUUAAAAAUGUAUAGAUUAUGGCCUUACUACUGGAGGUUACACCACCCAUGAAAGAAAUUGAUGUGUUGCCGGUCUGUAUGACUUCUGAUCUCACACAAAUUGAGCAAAGUUUGUGCCAAAGUAAAAUUAAGGGGAAACUUGUCACAAGUGGACAAAGACGACAAUUGCUGUUGGCUAUUGUUUUUGUAAAGCAAAAUUUAAAUUUUUAAUUUGAUUUCAGGCUUAUGACACAGACUAUAUUUUGUCGGAAUAUCUUAGUAAAGGAGUAAUAUAGGCAGUGACACUGAAAAGACACUUCAGCAUCUUUGUCAACAUCCUAUUUUGCAUUUUAAAAAUAGUGCUUUGCAUUGAUUUUUAUUCGCAUGCCAUGUAUUUAAAAGUCAGAUGUCAUGCUUCAAAGGUACAUCGGUGUUGAUUUGAAUAUUUGGCCACAGUAAAGAAUUACUAAGUUUUAGCUUUUCUAACCCAGAUUAUACAGUUUUCUGCUUCAGUAUACAGCAUAUAGCAAAGAUUCAAAUUCAGUUUUUUUUCAAACAGCUCACUUUAACAUGGUGCACAUAUGUUAGCAUUUACACACACAUUGAACAUGGUGGAAUACACUAACACAUACAGAAUACAACACAAUAUAAUACAGUGUUUCUCAGACAUACAGGCUGACCUAAGAAAUGAGUCAUCAACUAUUUUUCCUCCCUGUUCUUAAAUGUAGAAAGCAUGUUCUUCAACUAAGCAAAACCCACUUUUUCUUGCAGAAGAGAUUUACAAGUUGCCUAUGACUUAAUGUCACUAUUAUUUUGUUAAAAACGAACAUCACACCAUUCGUGUCACUUCCUGAGAUCUCAAAUAUAUUUACCGGUUAUUCUUAGUCUUACCAAAAGCUUCCUAAAGGAUUUUUGUGACAGUUGGCCUGUAAUGUUUUUUUUUUCCUUUGAAUGGUGAUCUAGUCAGAGACUUGGUGUUAUUAAGUCUCAUUCUUUACAGUAUUUGUGUAUAGUCUACAUCUGCUCAAUAUUUUUAAGAGGGCAAAUAAUUUCUUUUUUCAUUCAUUUGUGACAGCUCUCUGCCUAUCACACGUUAGGACAAUUUCUUAAUACCAGCUUUUAUUCAACAAUACAUUUACAAAUAUAUAUAUAUGGAUAUAGCACUUUCUACCCAUCUACCUAUUCAGAUUUCAAUACAUUAGAGUCAUGGCAAUUUUUUGUAUUUGGCAGACGUCUACUAACCCUUUUAUAUGCAAAAUGCUAAUUUACUUCCAUUUUGCUAGCUGCAUCAUGCAGGAUGAAUUUCUGUGCCAUGGUGCCAACUAAAUAACUACAGUAAAUGGUGAAAAUUGGUCACAAGCCUCUGUGAAGCUUCUGACAAGCUAUUAUCACCCCUGCACAUUUGUAAACAAUUUUCUAAACCUUAACUAUAUACGGCAUGUACUAUAUUAAAAAAAAAAUAUGAUAUAGGUUCUGAAAUUUAUAGUAAAGAUAACUACUUCUAAAAUAUAAAGAAGUUUGAGUUAAAAAUAGAGAGCCUUAAACAGAAUUGAACAAAGCAUUGGUUUUGGGGAGUAAAGUGUAGUUGGCAAGAAGUAAUUGUCUGUGAUUGGAUAUUGAGAAGCAUCAGUAGAUCUAGGGGAGGUGGUGGGGACUGUCAAGUCAGAGUUGAAAAGUACAGAAACCAUGCACAGUUCACUCACACAGGUUAAUAUCAAGCACAGAUUUAGCUGUUCCCAUUUCUUGUCUACACUCUGGCACCCUAAAAAUAUAAAAGCUCCUUCCUGACAUUUUUUAUUCUGGAUCAACAGCAUUCACAAGGUAUUUUUGACAUUCAGUCUGUAUAAUGUUGUGGAAAUGGGUUUCAGUUCCAAUCAUUUUGUGCACUGAUUCUACUCUAACAACGAAAAAAUGGUAUUACAAUCUGGGCGACAUAGUACCUAAAGUGAGACACCUUUUAGAUGGGUUUGUUUUUCCCUUUAAAGCACAACAGUAGACUGCAAGUACCCCCUUGUUUUAAGUUAAGGAAAAUGCCUCUAUUUGUAGCCAAAAAAGUACACAUCUACAGGCAGUUGCAACAUUUUAAAAAAAAGCUGUGUUUUUGAUUUUAUUCACAGAUUGGUGCCUCAGUUGGAAACUGCUUUCUCAUUCCAUAUUUUAGCUGUUCAUCUAGUGAAUGUAAAACUGUACUUGCCAUAUUGGAUUUCUGACCUCAAUCUACCUGCAGAUCACAAAAUAGCAGCCAGAAAAACAUUUUGGUUUAUUAGAGGUUCUGUUCAUAUUGUGUGUCUGGAAGAUCCAUUUUAUUUUUAGUUUGCCAGCUAUGAAAAAUGUUUUGGUUGCCAUGGCUUUCAUGUCAUUUUCCACUUUCAAGACAAAGCAUUGCAACUAUUUGUUUAUUUACUGCCUGAUUUUGCCAAUGUUUCAAAGUAUUCCCAUUCAUUUGUUUUGCUCUCUGUUGGUUUGGCUAACUUAUUGGAUUGCUUAACUUUUCGUUUUGGAGUGAGUGAAUCUCAUAAAUCUUGUAGUUCUUGAGACUGAUGAUUGUCUCUGUAUCUGCUUCCAUGGGAACAAGUUUACUGGCAUGUUUGUCUUGCCUUUUGUAUCUUUGAAAGGUAAGAAAGACUGUGUGAAGUUUUCAUUAAAUGUUUAGAUUUUAUUGGCAUUUUGAGAAGCUGUUUGCUGGGUAAAUUGUGGAGGGUAAUGCAUCUCUCAGUUUAUUUUACAUGAGAUGUUUGCAAGGAUUGUUCAUUCAAGCUCAAAUGUUUGGUCAAUUUCAACAUUUAAGAAAUAUUUGUUGUAGUGUUCUUGGUGUGUACCAUUAUUCAUGCUCAGUUUUAUAAGAGAUAAAAUGAGAAGUAUGUUGUAGUAUUUGAUCCAUAACAAUAUCAUCAGAGCUCAUUUGUAAUGCCCUGACAGAAUCUUGUGAUGAUGAAAAUAAUGCCAUAUUUUCUGUUAUUUAUAUAAGCAUGAAGAGUCUUCUGUAUCUCAUUUAUAAUCUUCCAAUUGUAGCUCCAGCUUCCCUUGACACACUAAAAGAAGAUAGCCAAAAGGGUUUGAUGGGUUGGUGUGAUCAAAGUUGAUAUUGUAAAGGUCAUUAAGUUGUAUUAUGUUAAUAGUAUUAUUCUUUUAAGAUGACAGUCUUUCAACAUUUUCGGCCUAUAUUCAUGGCAGUAAAACCGGCUGUUGAAUAAAAAAUAUGAGAAGCAGAUAGAUUUUGCUGAAGGCAAAGUACAUAGCUUUCAAACAAGGACCUUAUUUUGUUUCCUCUCUUGCUCAGAAAAGAGCGUUCAUUCUAAAUUUCAUUUAAAGGAAGUCAGAAAAUAAUCUUUUACUCAAACCAUGUUGCUUAUAGAAAGUAGAUUUAUAGAUAUUUAUUUUCUUUUAUUAAAAAAAUAUUGCUGUCUCUAGUCUUUACUGAAAAUCAAGGCUCUUUCAAGGUACCAUGGUUACGUUUUUUUUAAAAUUGUUCAUAAAAUCCAACAUAAAAAGUAAUUAAGUUAACCACCCACCCAUCCAGUGUUAAUAUAUUAUAGUUCUUACCUCUUGAAAAAUUGCAGACCUUUAUUUAUUAAGUAGACAUAAUAUUUGUGCCUUAUCAUAGGAAUUACCACUGAAGUAGCCAUUUUAUAUUCAGUUCUUAGUGGAAUAAAUGGAUUUGGCCAUUAGACCCAGUGUGUGUGUUUUGUCCAGAAGUUUCUUGUUCAGAGACAACUGACAUUCGCAUAAGCUUAUGCUUGUCUUUGAAAAUCAUCUCUCUGAAGGUAAUGAUAAAAGAACUCGGACCAGUUUUUUUAUGACAUAGGCAUCAAACUGGCAUCAUGUGGUAUCAAAAUUUAUGUUUGCGAGGGGAUGGUGGUGAUUCACACUAUACAUCAAUAAAACCUCAAAAAGGUCGGGCAUAACUAUUAGAUAUUGAUUUUGCAAAACACAUUUUGCACAAAUUUUAUUUUGCAGAAAUGCACACUACAUCCAAAUGCACACUUGCCGAAAAUAUGGCACACUUAUAUUGUUUUCCAUACACUCCAGUAAAUCAGAACUUUUCUUAUGUGUGUUUUGGAUAAAUUUUGUAAUAGUGAACUUGUGGUACAAAUGCCAUAUUGUAGAUAUCAGAAUACACCUGGUACCCUCUGGAUUUUAUAAAUGUAACUCUUAGAUGCUAAAAGAUGCUCAUGAAGUGGACUUAAAAAAACCUGUAUGGACAUAGGAUGUUGAAAAUACAUUUGAAAACAAGUUCUUUUUGGGAUCUUAUUUGUUUACUGAUACAUUUAUUGAUAGGUUUCAGUCCACCACUAAUCCUGACCAUGAGUUUUAUUCUCUAUGGACACCAUAUGAAUGAUCAUACCAUAUUCCCACUGAUCUUCUCUCUCCAUUCUUGAGUGUGUACAGAAGGUACAUCUGAAAGUGUUGUGGCUGUCUGUGGUUGUGAGCAUAUGAGCUGUAUUGGCUGGAGUGUUGCUGUUCAGGUGGGCAACAGAUCUUUGGCAAUUCACUUGUCCUUAGACGUGGGUCUCCUGUCUGGGGAGACGUUAAUUGUUCAGACCUUUAAAAUCUACAUGAUUAUGCCCUCUUAAAUAUAAGCUGUUAAAAAAAAAUGAUUAAAGCACUCUUUAAAUUUAGGCCACUUUCAGUUGUGGAUUAUUAAUUACCAAGCAUUACAAUGUUGCAAAGUCUAAGACCCAGAUAUACUUUUCAUGCUUUUCCACCUUCACAUAAAAAUGCUUUAGUAUAUGCUUGUAUUUGAGGGGUUGGGAAAAUCAGGCCAUGGUUAGCGUCUGGAAGAAAGAUCCACUGAACAACACUUGUGUCCUGCUGCCUAUCAGUGCAAUUACUGUGUUCAUCAAUUUUUCCAUUACAUUUAGUCUGCUUCAGAUGGCUGAUAGAUUAUUGGGGAAAGCAUAUCAGGAGUAAAGUAGAGCAUUUGGUGUGCAGCUUACUCCAUCAAGGUUUAAUUUUGUUUGAAAUUGUCUGCAUGUUUGUACUUAGAAAACACCCAUAUAAAUGCAAUUCAGGUUGAGCCAACUUUCAGGAGUCAAAACUAAAAGUAAAUAUGGUGUUCACAGACAACACAGAGAAUUAUUUUGAAAUAAUCUUUUGUUUCUGAUCUUUUUAAUGGAAAGACUUAAAUAUUUUAUCUUCUGAAAUUGGAAGGUUAAAUAAAAUUGUCCAUAUGGUUGUAUAUGGGUUGGAGGGCAAGACCUUGCUGUUUUGUUAUUUUUGUUUUGUUUUUUGUGAUACAAAUGAUCAUAAAAUCCAUGUAUUCACUGAGAGCUAAUAGCCAUGACAUUAUACUGUUUCCUUUCACUAGCACUGCAGUUUGAUCAGGUUGUGGUGUGUUCCUAAAGGCUGAGGAUUUCUCAGAUUUUUACCGUUUAAGUUACUAUUUCUUCAAGUAUGGUGAAUACAGGCAGUUUGACUUUUUCCAUCUGCUUUGUAGAUGAAAUGGGUAAUUGAUUCACCAAGUGCAGUGCGGGGUUGUGGCUUUUCACAGCCGCUGAUCAAUAUGCAGCUGAAAUACUAAAGAAAUGAUUGUGGUAGGUCAAAAAGUGGCAUAAUACAUGUGUAUAUGUGAAUUCAUGAGGGAACUGGCGACAGAUUACACAUUACAAAAUGCUAAAUGUGGUUAUUGUACUGUAUUUAAGGACAGUGAUAAGAUGUAAGCAUCUUGCUUAUUAGUAAAGUUUAUCAAGUGGAAACCACAAUAAUAGCUUGCUUGUAUGCUUAUUAGCUGACAGAAAUUGGCUGUUGAUGUUUUGGAUUUUCUGCCCAAAACUGCAGGCUAUGGAAUUUAAUCAGUCUCUCUGGGUCACUGUUUUAUUAAAAUUCAUACAUUAAUCAACUUUAUUCAAUUCCUUUACCCAUCUUGUUUUCAUUGCAGCUUCUAGAGUGUGUAUAUAAUGCAAUGAACUGCGCUUUAUAGCCUUUGGUGCAAAUUUACCACAAACUUUUGUUCAAGAUUGCUGUACAGUUAUAAUGUGGGGUGGGUGCAUGCACACCAACAAUUGUGUUGAUGCGCAUGCAUGCACAUGUGAUGAAACUUGGAGUGUAUAUAAGAUGUGGGUGAUAGUGCAUCAGAAGUGUUACAUGUGUAGUCUGAAUAUUGAAGUCCAGAAUCAUCACACCCAGUUGCUGUUAGUCCUUCCUAUUUCAUUUUUAUUGGGUUUUUUUUUUUAACAUCAGUGCAAAAGAAUUCUCUGUUAGAAACUUGCUGUAAAAUUUAAGUCUCACUCCAGUUUUCAUCUUGUACAGACUUAUGUUCUUGCACAUCUAGAUUUUGAUACAGUUGAAUUAAAUGUACAUAGUUAGAAUGAUGCACAGCAAAUGUGUAUUUCCGGUCUUGUUCUUGUUUGUCGUACUCUCUCUCUUUCUCCCUCAGUAUGGACUCCGUGGCCCUGGUGCUAAUCUGUCUCAUCAUUCAGUCAUGUCCCCAGCCCAUGAGAUGGAACUGUUUUAAUAUUGUGAAUGUAUUUUAGUCCAGAGAUAAAGAGUGAAUGCAGUA